CUAAUGUCGAUUGUCGCUGCAGUCGGUAAAUGGACGUUUGAUGUGGUGUUUGUCAAGAUUGUGCUAUUGUGUGUUUACAGUGAUUUUUAUCUCGUUACUAUAAUCCAAAUUAAAGUAUAAGCUUUUAAGGAGUAGAUGAAGGUGACAGAAUGUCUCGCAAUAAAGACAAGCAUGAGGGCGCUAGCGGGCGCACGUACCACAUUAUGUCGGAAGCGGAGCGGGCAUCUGGCAGGCGCGGAGGCUGGACUACGCUUGAGAUAACAGGAGGUGUGCGCGCUCUGGCGCCUCCAUUGUUCCAACUGACGCACCUGACCGCGUUGUACCUGAACGACAAUUCCCUGCAGAGGAUCCCGCCUGACAUCAGCCAGCUGGCGAAUCUUCACACGCUCGACAUGUCCAACAACAAACUACGAACCUUGCCCGCUGAGCUUGGAGAUUUGAUACAGCUAAGAGAACUUCACCUACACAACAAUUACCUCAGGGUAUUACCAUACGAUCUCGGGAAACUGUUUCAUCUCCAGCUGCUCGGUCUUCAAGGGAACCCGCUCAGCAAGGAAAUGCUCUCCAUUUACAACGACAACAAUGGAACCGCUAAGCUGCUGACGUACCUCCUCGACAAUUUACAAGUUAAUUUUGUUACAGUAACUGCCACCCAACCACCGCAGAGGCCUUGGAUACCGUUGACGCGACCGAACAGGACUCGCCCGACUUGUAUAUUCACAGUAAUGUGUUACAAUGUUCUGUGCGACAAAUACGCGACAAGACAGAUGUACGGAUACUGCCCUAGCUGGGCGCUCGAGUGGGACUACAGGAAGAAGGGCAUACUCGACGAGAUAAGACAUUAUUCAGCGGACAUCAUCAGCUUACAGGAAGUGGAAACGGAUCAGUUCUACAAUUUUUUUCUCCCGGAGCUGAAACAAGACGGCUACGACGGUAUAUUUUCCCCAAAAUCACGCGCAAAAACAAUGUCCGAAUCAGAACGGAAAUACGUUGACGGUUGCGCCAUCUUCUUUAGAUCUGCUAAAUUCUCAUUAGUAAAGGAACAUCUAAUCGAAUUUAAUCAACUCGCAAUGGCGAAUAGCGAAGGUUCGGAUAACAUGUUGAACCGAGUGAUGCCGAAAGACAACAUUGGUCUAGCCGCGCUAUUAAAGACCAAGGAAGCGGCGUGGGAAAACGGUAUACCAACAGACUCAUCAACGCUCGCACAACCAAUAGUAGUGUGCACCGCACACAUACAUUGGGACCCAGAAUUCUGUGACGUUAAAUUGAUACAAACUAUGAUGCUCAGUAAUGAACUGAGAUCCAUUUUAGACGAUUCCGCGAGAACUCUUCGCCUGUCGGGAAUGAAGGACAAUGUGCAGCUAUUGCUGUGUGGGGACUUUAACUCUCUGCCAGAUAGUGGAGUUGUCGAGUUUCUAUCGGCGGGUCGAGUGUCCGCGGAUCAUCGGGAUUUCAAAGAAUUGGGUUACGCGACGUCGUUAAGACGUAUGCCCGGUUCGGAACAUGAAUUCACGCACAACUUCAAACUGGCCUCGGCCUACAGUGAAGACAUCAUGCCCUACACUAAUUACACAUUCGACUUCAAAGGCAUCAUCGACUACAUCUUCUACAGCAAGCAGUCGAUGACUCCCCUGGGGCUCCUGGGCCCGCUGUCGCAGGACUGGUUCCGCGAGCACAAGGUGGUCGGCUGUCCCCACCCGCACAUACCCUCAGAUCACUUCCCGCUGUUAGUCGAGCUCGAGAUGUGUCCGAGCUCGAGCAGCAACAGUAACGGCCUGAUCGGGCGCAGGUAGCACUCGACACGCUCCAGGCACCAGCACCAGCACCAGCACCAACACCAACACCAACACCACCACCAACACCGCGACCGCACGUCCAACACGUGAGGGUGAGAUCUACCAACUUUUAGAAAUACUCGACCUCGGGUCGCUGGGGACACGUUUGUAUAGUCCGUCGGACGAACUCAAUCAAUACAAGGAGCAUUACAGCUGAUUAUUUGUUUGAUAUAAUAAUAAUAAUAUAAUCGAAUGAUCAUAGAUUAUGUAAUGUUAAUAGACAAUCAAAUUUUUUAAUAAAAUCUUGUAUGUUCAUACACUGUGUACAUUGUAUUUUACGUACGUUGUUAUAUAAGUAAAUUUUAUCUUUAGAACUAUUCUUUGAUGCUUUUUACAAUUAAAUUUAGCGACUCGACUUGCGUUUGUUUACAAUUACGUUGUAAAUUAGAGUUCAAUUAAUGAUAAUCUUUGAAUUACUUUAAUAAGCAUAAAAUAUAAUAAGUAUUGAAUUAUGUAAAGCAAUCUAUUGCAAACGUGUCUCAUUAUAUAAAUAAAAUAAUUUACAUAUAUUAAUGUAAUUAAUUAUAUUUUUUAAUAAAUGAUGUUCUAAAAGUUGGUAGUGCUAUAAUAAACGAGAUACGACAUUGUGCAAUCGAAUGAACGUAAAAAGUAAUUAUUUAUCAUUCGUUUCGAUCGUUCGAUUUUAUUAUCUGUCGUAAUGUUAAACUGAGUAAAAUUUUGCUUUAGAUUGAUUUAAUGGAAUACAAUAGCGUAUCUCGUUAGGAAACUGCCUUAGUAAUAUUGUAAACCGAAGUGUAAUAUAGGUCGCCGAGCGCUGUCUCCGGUCACCGGGCUGGUUACAAAUUAGUUGACAAGAAUAUAUAAAAUAGAUGAUAUAUCGCUGCCCGGUGACGAGACUCGUGUGAUAGUUUUAGUGUAUGGACAUUGCUCAUUUCAAUCUUGUUCGAAUAGUUUCGAAGUUUUCUAUCGGUGAUACGGCUUAGUUAAGUUUGUGACGUGCAAUCCCAACCCCGCGGGGUAGAAUGUUUUUUUUUUUUUUUGUUUUGUAUUCGACGUUAAAGUCGAAGCAACAUUUGGAUCCGUGUUAAUUACUUCGAAAAUAAAUUAUUAUUGAAUCGAGAGAUGAAUAUUUUUUCAAUAUGAUAGUUUGUCGGCAAAUUUACGCUUAGUUUAAUGAUAAUUAUACAGUUGAGGAAUGAUACGAUAUAUUUUAUUGUAUGUCAUCGGAACCUGAUGUGGAAUCGAAAUUAAAGAAUUUGACUUUAAAACUGGUUUUAUUUUUUAUUUUUUUUAGUUUUUCGGUAAUAUUUUCUUUUUUAAUUUUGACAUUAAAAAAAAAUCAUUCUAAUAUAAUAUUUGAUUCUAAAUUAAUUUAAAUUUAAAUCUAUUCUAAUCAGGUUUCGAUAACGUUAUGAAAAUUAAGUGUUUUUUACAUGUUGUGAAAACGAUGCACAAAAUCGUCGACAAAUUGACAAACGUCCAUUUACUAAUUAGUGUUAAAAUUCCUCCACUGUAUAUUAUUUAGGUAUAAAAUCUGGGCAUGUUAUGCAAUGUUACGUAGGAUCUUGAGCUUGAACAUGUUUGACGACUACAUUAUGUAUUCCAACGGCACGAGGAGUAAAGAUAAACAAUAUAAAACGACCUUAGAAUUACAUAUUGCUAAGCUCAGCUAUUUUAUGCACUCCGAUCAAUUCUUGAUUAAUAUAUCUCUAUUUAUAAUAUAACACUGUUCCAUUUAAAUAAUUUAUAUUCACUUUAAUUUUACGGAUAAAUUUUUCGACCAUAUACAAAAACGCCAUUUUUCUAUGAAUCCAUUAAAAAUAUCAUAGACUAUUUCAGAUCUCGACCAAUGAUAACAUGUCAAUUCAAGGUCAAAAGUAUUUCUUUAUCUUUGCUACUGCCAUUAGAAUAGGCUAAUUUUGUCAUUCAAUAUUGUUCAUUGCGUUGCGACCAUUGAGACGAUUCACAUAAAAUAUUUCGAUUAAUCUUUCUUUUAGUUAAACUGUCUACCAAAGACAAUCCCAAAUUUUUAACUUUUGAAUCUGUGAAAUUUGAUAUUAGUCUAUCUCGAAUCGUCUCUUUGAUCGAACGUCGUUAAGGAAUGGGAAUCUUGUAAUACAAUUUGGCGUUGCAAUGUUUGCGGCUUUGUAUGGUUAUAAUGUCCAUAUUAAGUGUCGUCGUGUCGUUAUAGAUGUGUUGACGCCGGUUAGGUUAGAACGGUUAGUGGUGAAGCGGUGGACGGCGGUCGGUUGGUAUCGCGGUACUGUGAACAAAGUCGGGGGACGCUCUUAGGUUAAUAAAAAACAUCGUGUGUUCCAACAAACUUCUUAGCGAGACUUAUUACCCCCAUUUUUAUCCCCUUCCAAGAGUUUCUUAGUGUUUUUAUAAGUAUGGUGUACGUAAGUUUAGCUUAGUGUUAAUUAGUGUCUGUUUCGUAAUGAACUUUCUCCUCCAGCGGCCGUCGCUGUCGGACAUCUCUUUUAGUCUUAAGUAGCUCGUACAUGUGACGAACUGUUCUCCAUUAUAAAUGAUAUUUCACAAAUUACUUCGAUUAAGUUCGUUCUAAGUUUUAAAAUUGUAUAUUUUCUCGUAGUCACGUUUCAGUAUUCACGUCGUUCCUUUUAAUGGUCUGACCCAAAAUUGCGAUGACGUUAGUUGCAUUUUAUUCGUUAGUUCGUAUUAGAUUAUAAAUUUAAUUGUCUGGAGUUGGUCGACAGCGAGCCGCCUUCGUUACUAAUAGCGGGUAGCAUACUGGCGUAGUACAAAUGUUGUGUGAGUGGUAGACUGGGCGUGGUCACUGCGUCGCGAGGCUCGGUAUCGCCUCUCGGACGGUCACCGUCAUCGAUCGUACGAAUGGCACUUGAGUGCGAUGUUUCUAGAUUGUUAACAGUUUCUAUUGAACUACUAGAUACGGCAAUUCUGAAAUAAUCAAGUGAUAUCCUUUACUCCACUAAAAUAUAAUCAAUAGUAGAUUUAUAAAACCGUAAUAGUUACUUAUAGCAAGCUCUGUAAAGAUUUGCAUUAUCGAGUAGUUCUUGAAAUAAUAUUGUCUGUCGGUGAGAUGUCGGAAGUUUUGGUCAAAGAACUUUUUUGUUUCAAACCAGUCAUAGACAGCGAUCGUUUCAAUCUUUUGAUUUUGCUCUUUGAAUUGGCCCCAACUUUUCUUUUACUGGAAAUCAUAUCAUAUUCAAUUUCCUUGACCCUGAUUUCAUAUGUAACUUAUCCAUAGGACUGAAUUUUUCAAGUUGUUUUUUCUUAUAGUUAUUGGACAAAGGUAUCUCGAACUUGACCAAACUCUCGCAUCGACCGUUCGUUGUGAAGCGUUUUCGUCUCAUAUGAGUGACUAGUGAUAUUUACUAAAACAUUUUUAUAUUACUACAAAUUAUAUGGACCAUUGCAUAGUUGUAUCAACGCUUUAUAUGUCCUCUCCAUUGGAAUUAUAUAAUUAUUAUUUUGAAUAUUUUUUUAUUCAAUAUAUUAUAUUAUUAUUAUGUAUAUCAAAUGAUAGGUGCUGUUGUAUUUAAUUUAAUGUUACUAGCGUUUGUGAUAGGGAUGCGUCUCUCUUGUAAUCUAUCUGAUGAAUUGUGAACAUUAUGAGCCAAAUCAAGUUAAAGGGUAUAUUAAAUUAUUACUUUUAGGAUUAAUGUGAUCGACAUGGAGUUUUAUACGAUACAAAUUUUACUACUGACGCUGGAUAUUGUUUUUUUUUUCUAAUUACAAAUAGAUUUUAAUGUCAUAUCAUGAUGAUCUUGUUCCGAUACGUUUUUUAUGGAAAUUAUCGUAGGAUUUUAAGAUUCGUAAAUGUUACCAACAUUGAUAUUUUUCUAAAUGUGAAUGUUUCGUGAGCACAAAGUAUUGGUGCGGUUUUGUAUCGCCUUAUCGAAUCACAUUGGAAGAAUUUCAACCGAGACAUAAUCAUAGUACAAUAGAGUCCUAUUAAACCGAAUUUAAAUUUGCCAAACAUAAGGUUAAACAGACAGAUUAAAAAAUAAUAAUACUUGUUUUGUUAUGACAAUUUGUCCGUCGUAAACUCUGAUAAAUGUAUACUUUAUAUAGUUCUGUAAAAAAGCAAUGAAUGGAAUUUUGUAAAUAAAUAAAAGAUAAGCCCUUAAUCUGGACAUUGCUGAUUCGAACCGGUCCAAUCCAGUACUGUCCGGUUUAUCGGGACUCUAUUGUACUUGUUGGGCUCUAUAGUUCUAAAACAUACUCCGUGUUAACUGCGACGUUAUAAUCUCGACUUUAUCGUAAAUGAAUAGUCCGAUCGUUCUAUUCGAAUUAAUGAUUCCGAACAUAAUACAUCCGAUAUUGUUAGUAUUUUUGCAUUUAUAACAUUUGUAUAUAUUAACUUUAUGUAUAACUCGGUCCACCGAUUUCGAACAACGGACAAAGUAAAGAGCAAAUCUAAAGUCUGAAUCCAUAGAUGCUAAUGAUAUUUCUUAAUUCGAAAUUUGAGUAAGUACUUACAUGCUGAUGAGUUUAUAAGUUAAAUUAUGUUUUUUUUUUUUUUUAAUAUUAAGCAAAGGAAUGCGUACAUUAUACCUCGUUAAUAGAAAAGAAACUAUAUUCAAAAUAUUUUUCACCCUAGGAUAGAUUAUUUGUUCCUUUACAAUAGUUGUUUAUUUACAUAUAUGAGAAAAUUUAAAUUUAUUAGUUUAUUUAUAGCAAGUACACGAAACAAUACAUCGCUAGAUAAGUGUACGCAUUCCUUUACUUGUCAUUUUGUAAAUUAAGAUACGAAAUAUAUUUUAUAUCAACCGUCACUGGUUAAAGAUUGUUUAAAUUCUAAUUAGGUUGUCUUCAUACUUUUUUUGUAGUUUCUACAGAUGUCAACUGUGAGCGUUUUCGGUCUGUCUAGCGAAGUGUCAAACUCGUUUGGAAACCUUUAAGAAAUUAAUUCAUAUUAAACAUAUGUUCAGUGUCAGCGUUAGGGUCGGGUGCCUGGGCUACGGGCUAGUGAUGCGCCUCGCCCAAUAUCAACUUUCUGGUUGAUAUGAUUCGUUUUACUCCAAAAAAGAAAAUCGACACCAAAAGUAAGGCCCGAGGCACCCGGAUAGCUAAAGGCGGCGCUACAUAUGUUGAUUAGUAAGAUCAGUUUUUGAAAACAGUAGAAGUUACGAAAUACUAGCACUGCUUAUGAAUAAUGAGAGCUUUAUUGUAUCAAUGUUUAUCUUACAUGUGAUCUCUUUUAUUUUUAAUAGAAUUUUGAUGGUCAAUUUUACUUAAUAGUUCUAGCAGUAGUGUUGAAAUAGGAAGUUAUCGUCGCACAUUACGUUCGUUAUAAUUGUAUAUAUAUCUUUGUUUACACAACUGAUGCCAUCCGGAACAUAAUUUCGAGAAAUUUUCUGACGCAUUAUUGAAAAUACUCGUUUGUUAUUCGAUCUGUCUCGUUAUAAUUCGACUGUUUUCUUUGUACAUAUUUGUAUUAUAUGUAAUUCUACAUUAAUAUGUGAUUUUGUGAUAAAUACUGUUUCUAUUUCAUUUUAUUUCAAAACAUUGUUCAUCCGCAUUGCGUUACGUUCCGUUAAGGAUUGAGAAUAUUCAAUAAUGCGAAAGUAUUGGAUAGUCAAUAAAAUCACGGGAAGCCUUCGAGUUAUCGAUGUUUUAUUUGUAAAUAUGUAAACCACAAUCAAUGCUAACGAGUGAGCCGUCGCAUACUGUCACCCGUUUGGACUUCUGCGCAAACUGGACUAACAAACGGACACGCAAGGAAGCCGUUGGACCGGUUAGGUGAAACGUUUCGAAUAAACGCUGCACGCACAUCACUCCGAGCAGACUCACUCCCUGUUCCGCAAUAACUGUUACCCGAACGCAUUGCGUGCAACGUUUGUGUCGCGACAAACGUCCGCGUGUAACCGGCCUUAGCGUGCGAGCCUCGAAUAGGUGUAUCUCGACAGACAUUCCACAGGCCCUAUCGAAUUAGCUCAAUACUAAAGACUGUUUGAGACUUUAAAAAAAGAAAUAAUAUCAUAAUAAUGAAAAAAAAAAAUAUUUUCUGAAGCACCUUAACGAGUUUACAAAACGUGUUUUAUGGUGAUUUAAUGAUAAGAUCGCAAUGUUUAACUCACUAGUAUGUAAGGACAAAUGCUUUACGUCACUGUGAUAGACAAUAUAAAUUUACCUGAGAGAAACACCAUAGGCAUUUAUGUGAAAUUUAGAAGAAAAUCUUAUGAGAAAUAAUGUAAUGAUGUAACUACCCUCAAAUUGUAAACGUUGCUUGAUUUUGUAAACACUUCAAUUACAAAUAUCAAACACUGAACACGACAAUUCUCCGGCGUUAACAGAACUAGAUCGUUAAUAAUUAUAUAGUUAUCGUGUUGCAAAGUCAAGCAGCGCGUGAUGUUAAGGCCCGGUAUCCACCUAAGCGGCAAAGUCCGGAGAGGAGAGCGACGUAAGUAACAAUUAAAAUAUCGCUAUUCCCUCAUACUCCCUUCGAGCACACCCGCUUGAGUGGAUACAGAGCCUUACGACGGUUAACGUUAAAGUACAAAGCGUAUGUGCAGAAGUCGGUCUGGGCUCGUGUCGAGCGGUGAGGUGAGCGUGCAUGUGUGUGUGUGUGUGUCGCCGGCCCGCGUCUCGCUGUGCUGUUUGUUGACACAUUAUGUAUAUUUGAAUGAAUAAAAUUAUAAGAAAAAUAUGAAUUUUA
Messenger RNA from Vanessa tameamea, 8439 nucleotides. RefSeq names its product twin (gene twin). Lineage: Eukaryota; Metazoa; Arthropoda; Insecta; Lepidoptera; Nymphalidae. Gene Ontology annotation, cellular component: CCR4-NOT complex; cytoplasm; nucleus. The record is from RefSeq and is a predicted model, not a curated record. Gene Ontology annotation, molecular function: protein binding; poly(A)-specific ribonuclease activity. Bases 150 to 1793 code for a protein of 547 amino acids. The transcript has 12 exons. Gene Ontology annotation, biological process: nuclear-transcribed mRNA poly(A) tail shortening.